UAUCCAGUUUGUGAAACCCCUGUGUUGUGGCCAUCGAAGGAGUGGUAGGAUGGGUCCCUCCAAGCCAGAAGACGAGGCAAGUGGCAGAGCGUUGGCCGGAGACAUAAACCAGGCUGAGCCGUGAAGAAGUGAGAGCCAAGGCCAUGCUCAAUAGAUGGAAGGCAGCCAAGUAGCCUUGACUGAGUUUUGGGGCUGUGGCGAUGGAAUGCUACGAGCGGACGAGGGCUUGAAACCUGUAUCAACAACUUCCGCGUAUCAAGUGCACACUAGCCCUCGCCAUUCCUUCUCUUUCGCUCAAUACACCAUGGAGUUUCUACUAGCGGCCAGGCGUAGUCCAAUGCCAACCCGUGAAAUGGUUGUGCCAGUAUACCGUGGAAUCCUCAAAGAGGCGCGCAAAUUCUUCGACCUCCCUACACGCACCUUCAUCAAAACUUUUGCCCAGGAGAAAUUCCGCAGCAACUCGCGUGACAAACUCCCCAUGCGUGCACACAAAAAGCUCCGGAAAGCCCGCUCGGCGCUGCGCCUGCUCGAACGCGCCAACACGCAUCGGUAUGCAGACGCUGUCAGUCUGCUGGAGUUCGGGUAUGGUCGCAAAGGGCCGCUGCGGAUCGAUUUGAUGCGUGCCAUGGCGGGUGUGGGCAAGCGGGAGCAGGUGUUUGGAAGUCUCAGCAAUGUCAAAAAGUAUCGACCGGCAUUUUAUGCGAUCGCGAGUGAGCAGCUUGGAGACAAGCUGGAGGUCAACGUCAAUGUGCUGAAGUCAAGGAACAAGCUGAAUGUUGCCAAAAUGCAGGACAAGAGGUGGGAGGAAGUGAAGUGGAAGGUGGUACCCCCCGUCGACCGGGAGACGCUAGAGAUGGUCGAGGAGUUUGCAAAGACCGGGGUUGUUGAUAGUACAAAGGGGUUGUCGGCAAAGGAGAAGGAGGUGCUGAGACAGUGGGAGCAGCGGUGGGUCAAGGUGCCGCACAAGCGGCAGGUGCAGCGGUUUUACCGGGAGCUUCUGACCAGGAUGCCGGCUAUGGAGAUCACAGAAACAGAGGUGCUGAAUCCGACAAAGUACCGCAAGGAUAUCGUGCGCCGCAACGCCAGCGACACGACGCCCGACAUGAUUCCCAAGGCGGCAUAUUCGUUCAUCAGGUCGCCGCUGGCGGGCAAAAAGAAGCCAUCUCUGGCCAACCUAAUCGAUCUAGCAGGCCUCUAAAAGUGCAACAGGGAAUAUAUGGAGAAACCAAAGAGAGAAAUG
This is a messenger RNA of Linderina pennispora, 1240 nucleotides long. RefSeq lists its product as uncharacterized. NCBI's taxonomy places the organism in Eukaryota, Fungi, Kickxellomycota, Kickxellomycetes, Kickxellales, Kickxellaceae. The record is from RefSeq and is a predicted model, not a curated record. Bases 155 to 1198 code for a protein of 347 amino acids. The transcript has 2 exons.